AUGUCAGCCGUAGUCAACACCACUCCUCAGCCCCAUAGUCAGAAGCGGAAAGGCGGGCGCGCACCAUUACCAGAGGUCGAAGAGAACUUUACGCGACUGCCACCAGGACCGGGCGACAGGACAGAACGCGCAGUAUGCAAGCACUGCCAGAAAGAACGUAGUUGGCACACGACCGAGCUAGUCAAGCAUCUCGACAAGUGCGUCCAGUACACGCCCUCCAAACGCCAAAAGUACACACGGCCAUGGCGCAUUGAAAGACCUGGCGACGCUCGCUCACCCAACACGCCGCAAUCGCAACAACCGUCUCCACAGCAAUUGCACUUUGAUCCUUCCAACCGAAAUGUGCCAGUUGCUUCCAAUGGCGUGUUUCAAUGGNNGGAGGGUACCAUGGUCGCUGGACGCCCAAUGACUAGUAACAAUACCAACCCGAGGCCAGCAGAGAAUCACCAUCAAGUAGAUAGCCUCCAAGAUGGCGACCAGCAACCACAACAGCAGCGUCCGCAACAACAACAACCAACCCAGCACAUCAUGCAUACUCCCUCACAGUCUCUUGGUGGAAACACAGACUACACAAACGCAGACACGCCCAACUUUGCUCCACGACCCAACCAACAACCACAACCCCCCGCGACCAGACCAUCUGCAUAUCCACCUCCCGUCAACGACCCCGACCAACGACUGCAUAGCUUCAUAGAAUACGAGCGAGGGGCAAUGGCAUGGCAAAACCGACCUGAGGAUCUGGAUGCCAUUGAAGCAUGGUUACAACAUCACAGAGUCGACAUUGAGGACAUCAAGGAGAUUACAGACACGAGAUGGGCCGAUUCUUGGCAAUUGAAGCUGGGAGAUCUGUACAGGAUUAAGAGGGAUGUACAGACCUUCAAGGUGUUUGCUACACGUUAG
Messenger RNA from Aureobasidium uvarum, 900 nucleotides. The record is from the annotation of a GenBank genome assembly. Lineage: Eukaryota; Fungi; Ascomycota; Dothideomycetes; Dothideales; Saccotheciaceae.